AUGGCGUUCAGUACUUCAAAUAAUUCAGCUUUUCAUGUGAAAGCAUACUUUCUAAUAAUUGCUCUAUUCGAAGAAGAAGACCAUUUUUUAUUUUCAUGUGGAAGCAUGCUUUCCAAUAAUUGCUCAUUGGAUAAUGUUGAAGGAGGAUUAGAUGAGGAAGUCUGGAUGGAGAUCCGUGCAAGACUGCCAGUGAAGUCUCUGCUUCGAUUCAGCUUUGAGCCAUAUAGAAAAAUUGUAAAACUUCCUCCAUCAUUGACUCCAGUUACUAGUAAUGUUCCUAAGCUACCUUCUAUAGUUGGAACUGCUGUUGGAUUUGGGUUUGAUCAGAGAAGUAAUGACUACAAAGUUGUGAAAAUUGGGUACCUUGUUGAUUACAAGAGUGGAUUGGAUGUUCCGUGGACGGUGGAGAUUUACUUCCUUAACACUCAUUCUUGGAGGAGAUACAAUUGUGUUGCUGAUUUUUGUAGUGAAACUUUUUGUUUCGGUACAUUCUCUGCGUUUGCGAAUGGGGCAGUUCAUUGGAUUGCGUUUGUUAGUGGUUUAUGGAUUUUGAGAUUUGAUAUGGUUGGUGAGGUGUUUAGGGAGAUGACAUUGCGGAACCAUCUAGUUAAAUUAAGAGAUUCUACAACCAUGUAUGUUAUGGUAUUGGGUGAGUCGCUUGCUGUUGUACAACGUGACUAUUAUUCAAGUUCCCAGACUUUUCAAAUAUGGGUAAUGGAGGAAUAUGGUGUCAAGGAGUCGUGGACUAAUUGA
Messenger RNA from Camellia sinensis, 753 nucleotides. Lineage: Eukaryota; Viridiplantae; Streptophyta; Magnoliopsida; Ericales; Theaceae. The record is from RefSeq and is a predicted model, not a curated record.